Daphnia magna is the source of this 774-nucleotide messenger RNA. RefSeq lists its product as uncharacterized. The coding region runs from base 131 to 646 and encodes 171 amino acids. The transcript is spliced from 4 exons. The record is from RefSeq and is a predicted model, not a curated record. Lineage: Eukaryota; Metazoa; Arthropoda; Branchiopoda; Diplostraca; Daphniidae.
AUCCAUGAACGUUUCCGCCUUCCGACACCUCGCAAACGACUUUGCAUCUUGCCUAUAAAUAUGGUCCCCGUGAAAUGGUACCUUAUCACUUCUAACGAAGACUUACAUCACUGAACAAACACAUCACAAAAUGUUGUACACUUCCUUUGCGACUGUUUUGGUCUUAACGACAAUGGCCAACGGACAAGGGUUCUUACCACUUGGGAAACUCAGGAAGGGUACACCUGAGGCAAUGUACGGACAGAGCAAUGACGUCUACGAAGAGAUGGAGCGAUCGAAGAAAGUUUCACAGAUUCCAGGUGGAAUGGCAAUCCUCUACGCUUCGGCUCCCAUUUUCUCACCGACGAGCAAAGAUCCCGAAGGCGCUUCGGAAGUUUAUCAAAUUCUACCAGAGGCAGAAGCUGUCCAGCAGGGCGUCGAUAGUCGUCGUUUGCUGGAAGAUGCCCUGAUUGAGAUGGGAUUCCCGCUGGAAGAACUCACUGAAUACCGGAACGGCCGUGUAAGGAAAAUCUAUUCCAAACGUACCGACGGGCAGGCGGAGGAUGAAAGUCCAGCUGGAAAACCUACUGACAAUGCUGAAGCUAUCCUGGCCGCUUUAGCCGGACCACUACCUUACAUCCGUCGCGGCGCUUGGGGUAGGAAAUAAUUCGGGAUUUUUUUUUUUUUUUAACUGCCCUAUCUGUACAUUUUUUGCCAUAUGCUAAAUGAACAAAUGCUGAAUGUAUUUCAAAAAUAGUUUAGAAUAAAUGAAUCAUAAUUUAUAUGAAAAAAAAA